This is a messenger RNA of Nicotiana tabacum (common tobacco), 832 nucleotides long. RefSeq lists its product as uncharacterized. The record is from RefSeq and is a predicted model, not a curated record. NCBI's taxonomy places the organism in Eukaryota, Viridiplantae, Streptophyta, Magnoliopsida, Solanales, Solanaceae.
CCGGACGCCGGCGACCUGGUGCCCGUCAACUGCGCUGCCAGAGAAAGAUGAAAGACCUGAGGGAUAGGAUUGAAGAUGUUAGAUGGCUUUGUUCCUUAACAGAGUCUGAGAUUGAUUUAUUGAUAGGUCUGAAAGUGUUGAUACAACAACGUGCCAAAAAGAUUGGUCAUGAGUCUUUAGCAAACAAGUUUGAUUUGAAGACCCUCCGAGCCCUUACCGAGGGUCUUUCGGAAACAGCCUCUCUACUCCUUCGAGGUUUCAUUUUGAUGGAGAAUCUUAAAGGAAAACUUAAAGAUCUCUCCUGUAUACCUGGUACAGACGAGUCCUCAGCAAAUUUAGGUGCAUGUAAUCUGUUGAAUUAUGAUCUAGACAAGACUUUUGCCAAUAUGGAGAUUGAACAACUGAGCUCCUACAUUUGCAGUGAUAAGAGGAAGAGAAUUAUGGAGAUGUUUUCUGAAGACACAUCUCCAAAUAGAAAGCAGAGAGCUAACAGUGACAGCAGUAGAGAUUGAUAUAAAGUAGAUUAUGAGCUCUCCUAUGACCUAUCUAUCUUGCUUGAGAAAGCCUGUUGUAUGUAUAAUCAAAUUUUGAUGUGUGCUUCUUGAAGAGGGGAGGUACUUAUUUCCAUUUUUCCUGUCAUUUUUGAGCUGUUAAAGAUGGCUUUACUUUUGUAAUUUUAGUCUAAGAAAGUUGGUUUGGAGAAGAAUACAGGGGAUUUUCAUUUGUUUGCUUGAUGUUAACAUGAUUCUUAGACUAUUUAUGUAGCAAUGGAUAGUUAUGUUACGCACGUAAUUGUAUGCGGAAAUAAUAAUACAGGGCAUCUUUAUGAAAA